CCAAGAGGGUGCAAGCUCGCAGGCUGGACGGCAUUGACCACAACCCGUGACUCCCCUGAUGCACGCAUUUCGUGUUGUGCAAGGAUCUCCCACCUCCGUCCUGCUCUCUGAUGGUGUUCGGGACAGAAGGAGCCAAGCCCCAAAGCCCUGUAGUAUCCAAGCUUCCUCUCUGUUGGGGGCCCCCAGGGUCCUGCUUCUCAGGCUACCGCCUUCAGUCUGUCUGAGGGAGGCUGGGCGGCCCCGUGGGCUUUGGCACAUAGGGUAGAGUCCGCCUUGGAGGGAGGAAAUGACAGGGAGGCACCUGGGAGAGGCAGCAGUACUCUUUCCUGACUCACAGACCUGGCCGACUCUUGAACCCAACAUGCCCACUAUAUAGAAGGGGAGACUGAGGCCAGAAGAGGCCAAGUCUUAUGCAAAGGGUGGAGUUUGUCAAAAUGGCCAGUGAAUGCGAUGCUGUGAACUUGGGCCAAGGCUUCCCCGACUUCCCACCCCCAGACUUCGCUGUGGAAGCCUUUCGGCACGCCCUCAGCAGUGACUUCAUGCUGAACCAGUACACCAAGGCAUUUGGCUACCCACCCCUGACGAAGAUGCUGGCAAGUUUCUUUGGGAAGCUGCUGGGACAGGAGAUAGACCCGCUCAAGAACGUGCUGGUGACUGUGGGUGCCUAUGGGGCCCUGUUCACAGCCUUCCAGGCCCUGGUGGAAGAAGGAGACGAGGUCAUCAUCAUUGAGCCCUUUUUUGACUGUUAUGAACCCAUGACAUUGAUGGCGGGGGGACGUCCUGUGUUCGUGACCUUGAAGCCGGGUCCCACUCAGGAAGGGGAGCUGGAUUCCAGCAGCACCUGGCAGCUGGACCCCACAGAGCUGGCCAGCAAGUUUUCCUCGCAUACCAAAGCCCUAAUCCUCAACACCCCCAACAACCCUCUGGGAAAGGUGUUCUCCAGGGAGGAACUGGAGCUAGUGGCCAGCCUGUGCCGCCAGCAUGACGUGAUAUGCAUCACCGACGAGGUCUACCAGUGGCUGGUCUAUGACGGCUACCAGCACGUCAGCAUCGCCAGUCUUCCUGGCAUGUGGGAGCGCACCCUGGCCAUCGGCAGCGCUGGCAAGACCUUUAGUGCCACUGGCUGGAAGGUGGGCUGGGUCCUGGGCCCCGACAGCCUCAUGAAACACCUGCGCACGGUCCAUCAGAACUCUAUCUACCACUGUCCCACGCAGAGUCAGGUGGCAGUCGCCCGGAGCUUUGAGCACGAGCAGCUUCACUUUGGCCAACCCGACAGCUACUUCGUGCAAUUCCCACAGGCCAUGCAGCACGCCCGUGACCACAUGAUACACAGCCUGCAGUCUGUGGGCUUGAAGCCUGUGGUCCCCCAGGGCAGCUACUUCUUCAUCGCAGACAUCUCAGACUUCAAGAGCAAGAUGCCUGACUUGCCUGGGGAAGUGGAUGAGCCCUACGACAGACGCUUUGUCAAGUGGAUGAUCAAAAACAAGGGCUUGGUGGCCAUCCCGGUCUCCGUCUUCUACAGCGUGCCCCAUCGGAAGCUCUUUGACCACUACAUCCGCUUCUGUUUUGUGAAGGAUGAGUCCACGCUCCAGGCCAUGGACGAGAAGCUGCAGAAAUGGAAGAAUGAACUCGGGCCCUGACAUCGCCCACUCGGCCCCGCCCCCCCCCAGUUGUUGCAGGUUCCACUUUGUCCGGGUUCCAGCCGUUCCCAGGUUGGGCGUAGAUGGAGCGGGGGGCCCCUCCUCUGUGACACAGGAUGUUCCCAGGCAAGAGCCCUCUUUCUUGAUCUUGGUGGAUUUGGGAACACUGCCACAGUGCCUGUAUUCCUGUCGUGGUGGUGACUUGGACCUGACCUGGGCCUCUCCCUGCUCCUCCCCGGGUCGGAUCAUAGAGCCCGGGCCCCUCUGUAUUUCCCGCAGUCUUGCCUGAGGCUCAACGGUUAGAAGGCAACAGUGUGGUGGCCUUGAGUCCCAGCCCUGCUGUAGCCCCAGCCAAGGUUUUAGCAUCCCUCCCUUUCCUUAUUUAACCUUCACUUUGGGAAGCUGUCUUUAGGCUUGAGUCCUCAAACCAGUACUUUUCACCCAUAAUAAAGUUUUAAGUUAUUUAGACCCUUA
Molecule: messenger RNA, 2114 nt
Organism: Hyaena hyaena (striped hyena)
Lineage: Eukaryota; Metazoa; Chordata; Mammalia; Carnivora; Hyaenidae
Gene: KYAT1
Product: kynurenine aminotransferase 1
Exons: 13
Coding region: 411-1640 (409 amino acids)
Biological process (GO): biosynthetic process
Cellular component (GO): mitochondrion; cytoplasm
Molecular function (GO): L-kynurenine:2-oxoglutarate transaminase activity; pyridoxal phosphate binding
Source: RefSeq, a predicted model, not a curated record